GACGCAAAAGUUGAAAUCCAUUCUUUUCUCGUGCAGACGCAGGUUGAGGUUGAAAUGAUCAAUUUUUUUUUUAGAGCCUCGCACUUAUAUAAACUUUUUCCUUCAGUUUAAGUGGGGGCAUAAAAAAACCCGAGCUUCCUUCGAUCAAAAACCACAGCAGCCCCUCAAGCCCGUGAAGCGUGUGAAAAACCGAGGUUGAAGAAGGAGAAGACGCCCACAGCAGCCUCUAUCGCGAUUAUCACAGAGCUUGAAGCCACGAAUCACAGGUUAUCAAACACAGAAAUCCAGAACUUGUUUAACAUUCCAGCAGGUUAUCAAACACAGAAACUCAGAACUUCUUACAGUAACUUCUUUCUUACCAACAAAGAAGAACUGACCAAUUUCUAGGGAACCUUCCAGUUAUCAAACAGGCCCUUAGUGAUGGUUUGGACAAGAACGAUGCUAGCUGUCACCAGUGAUCCGCUUGGAGUUACCCUCUAGCCAAAAAGCCAGCCACUGAAUUGCCUUCGUGACCGGCUUGCCUAGAGGAGACUCGAAGAGGCCUGGAUAGAUGAGAAUUGUGUUAAUUUUUUUUGACAUUCUCCAACUAUAUUGGCCAGACUUGCAAAUCCAUGAGUUCUGAGUCCCUUCUAUAAUUAGGUGUUUACCUCUUGAAGGGCUGAUCCUCAUUAAUCCUUUCGGUGGAGCCAUUGGCUCCGGCAUUGUUGAGUUAACAACACCAGUUUAACCUAAGAAAGGAAGGAUAGUUUUAACCUGGGUGUCUCUCAGGAUACGCCCAAAAACUCGGUCUCCUUGUUUACCAUGCUCUGCAACUGUUGAUCAGGCUCGAGUAAAAACCCUAGCUACUGUCUCUCCCCAUUCUCACACCUCAUCUGCAACACCAUUAUCCAUCGCCACUCCAUCUCCCUCCAAGAGUUAAACUGAGAAAACAAGCAGGCCAUGAAAGCUGUCCGUUAUCUCUUCUCCAUUUCUGGCUCCCUCACAUUGUCAUCAUCAUCAUGCAUUUCUUCUGCUUCCAGAAACCCUAUGUUACUCCCCAUUAUUCCAUUCUUCUAUCGUAGGGCCUUCUCGAGUCAAUCUGAUAAUGGGGGUGGAAAGGACACAUGGGACAAAAGCUGGGAAGAGGCUGCAUCAUCCUAUGAGGAUAGCAAGAAAAACCUGAAGGCAAGGUCCUCUUUUGAAGAUAAGGAGGCGGCAUGGGGAGUUGGAGGAAGAGGAGGAGGAGGUUGGGACUCCAUCUCCUCAUGGUCAACUGGCUUGACUGAAGAGCAUUUCCAAGGGGAAGCCAUUGGUCGUCGUAGUAGUCAAGUGUCUGAACCAGAAGCUGCAGAUGACACAGUUGCAGAGUUGGAGAGAGAGAAUAGGAAGAGCAGAGCGUUUGUUGACAGCUGGGAUGAGCGUGUGAAGGAGAUGUCAGUGUUGAUGAAACAGGUGCACGAGCCUGGUGCUCGAGGAUCUUAUUUGAAGGACUCUGAGAAGAGUGAGAUGUAUCGAUUGCAUAAGCAGAAUCCAGAGGUUUACACUGUGGAGAAGCUGGCGAAGGAUUACAGGAUAAUGAGGCAGAGGGUUCAUGCGAUCCUUUGGUUGAAGGAGAUGGAGGAGGAGGAAGAGAAGAAACUGGGGCACCCUUUGGAUGAUUCCGUGGAGCUCUUGUUGGAUACUUGUCCAGAAUUCUUCAACUCACAUGACAAAGAAUUUCACGUGGCAUCACUUCCAUACAAGCCAGAUUUCAAGGUCAUGCCUGAGGGUUGGGAUGGCACCGCCAAGGAUCCUGAUGAAGUGUUGUAUGAGAUCUCUCAAAAGGAAGAUGAAAUGCUCUAUCAAGAAUUCCUUCAGAGAUUUAACUUCAAUAAGAAGAAAGUAGCUGGAGAGGUAAAAGUCCACAAGUAUAGCAGGCGUCGUCCUUCACAAGGGUGGAAUUUCACUGUGGAGAAGCUGGGGCCACGUGGAAAGCGGGGAGGUGGAGGUGGAUGGAAGUUUGUGAGCCUGCCUGAUGGGUCGAGCCGCCCCCUCAACGAAAUGGAGAAGAUGUAUGUCAAAAGGGAGACAGUCAAGCGCCGGCGCAAAAUCCUCCCGACUGCUUGAUUCUUGAAAUUGUUGACAUUUCUUGUGCCACUAGGUUUUGUACUUUCUAUUGAGUAACUCCGCUGUUUUAUAGGUGAUUUUGUUGGGCUUGAGCUCUGGUGAGAUUGAACCCUACAAAAUAAGCUGAUGUAGAUGCACACGCAUUAAGCUGAUAGAGGCGUUUUUGAAUGUUAGAAACUAGAACAGUUAAUUUCAAUCAGUAGUUAUGAACAUCAAAGUUGAGACAUUAUUUUAUCUUUUAGAAAUUAGGGCUUUUGUGGUU
This is a messenger RNA of Amborella trichopoda, 2347 nucleotides long. It is a transcript of the gene GCD1, whose product is annotated as ribosomal protein L20. Lineage: Eukaryota; Viridiplantae; Streptophyta; Magnoliopsida; Amborellales; Amborellaceae. The record is from RefSeq and is a predicted model, not a curated record.